Molecule: messenger RNA, 3054 nt
Organism: Puccinia graminis f. sp. tritici CRL 75-36-700-3
Lineage: Eukaryota; Fungi; Basidiomycota; Pucciniomycetes; Pucciniales; Pucciniaceae
Exons: 7
Coding region: 1-3054 (1017 amino acids)
Source: RefSeq, a predicted model, not a curated record
AUGGCCCGGAUUUCAAAAUCAACCCCUCUCAAACACGAGACCGCCCGUGAGAAGAAGAAAAGACUCCGUCAUGCGGUACAUGAUUCUCAAGCCCUGGACACUCUGACUGGACUCAAGCGACGAACUUAUCAACCCCCACCCAUCCCCCAAAACCAUUCUCAGCCAUCCUCAACAACCCAUGAGGAUUUCGGUCAAUGGGACGACAACCAACACAGUGAGCACAACGAUUUUCAUGCCGAGGGCCCACCCAAUGGAACGCUUGUGUCAUCCUUGGUCGAUUCAGUAUGGGACUCAAUUCCUUGGGACGUAAAGGCUUCUAGCAACUCCGCCAAUCCUAACCGGGGGCUGUUUUUAGAUCCUCAAAUCACAGCAUCAAUCCGUGAACAUGACCGGAACACAAUUCACAACUCUCGACAAGAUAACUGGAAGAAAUGUAUGACUAAACUUUUCUCAUCCUACCUGUGGCUCAAGGACAAAACAGAAAACUGGACUGCAGCAUGCUCCUUUGAUCCAUUCACAUCCCGAUUCUGCAAGUGUAAAGAUGACUCACCUCGCUUCAAACAAAAAAUUGAUCUUGUGGACCUUAAUGGCCAAGAACGAAUGGAGUACUCCUUUUGCCGCUGCAUGCCCCGUUCGGUACAACUUCUUACGAUUGGAUUUCUGCCAAGCUCCCCAGUUCAGCCAACCGUCGGGUUCUCAAUGCGCCUCCUAGCAUAUCAUAACUACGCUUGGCAUCACUCAAAUGUCCGCAUUCAGCCUUUUACCGAGACUCACAGGCUCUUCAAUGAAGAGAGAUCACAAGUGCUAUGGAAUCACAGCAAAACUGCGGGGCGAGAUUUGAAGCAGUGUCUAUCGUCUUCGGUGUUGGUAUAUCGGGAACUACUCAAGAUGAAUGUUGAUUUGAUCCAGACAGCUCUAGACUUGAACAACACUCAGAAAUUAGCCUCGGGGACCUGUCCAGCUUGUUUUGGCCCUAGUUCUAAUACCGGCCUGAAUCGGCUUUCUUCUGUCAAAAACAAACUAAUAGUGUUGCUUGACGGGAAUUUCCAACAUCGACAUCAGAAAUUGGCCGCCAGAAACACAGAGCCUCUAAUUACCCCCGACAUCUUCAUCCAACCUAGCCAAUUGUCUGAUUUGAAACUGUACAUAUCUGCUCAAGAACGUUUACACAAAGUCCCAAGAAAGGCCGACAAAUGUGCUGACACCCAUAAAGCAGGGAAUGAUAGUCGAAACGAAACAACGUGGAAGUCUUGUGACGAUACGGGUGUCAUGGGGUCAUGCUGUCGUCAUGACUCUGUAAUCUACUUAGCUAACAUUCAUGGGACAGGUGAAAAUCGAGCCCUCCCAUUGGUCAUCCUCAAGCGAUUACUGGCGAACAUUGAAUCAGACAGGCCAGUAGGUGUCCUAUACGAUCUUGGGUGCUCAUUGGAUAAGUUCGUUAACUUACGCUCCAUAUUUCCAGAAUCUCGUUCCCGAAUCACGUUUGGAACCUCGGUCUUCCACGCGUAUGUUCAUGAAUGGCCUUGUCAGCUUAAAUACAACCCCCGAUAUCAAAAGGGAUGGGGACUAUCAGAUGGCGAGUCUCUAGAACGGCUCUGGUCUUCUCUUUCAUCCCAGAUCAGUCCUCUGAGAUACGCUUCACGGAAUAACCGAUUGGGUGCACUUGCACACCGAUGCACAUACCGCAACAAGCAGAGCAUUGCUAAGCUAGCUGCUUGGCUCCGAAGCAAGUUUGAUCAGGCCUUGGUCCGCCGCGAUACCAAAAAGGCAGUCUUAACUGAACUACUUCAGAUGAUAAACCCACACAACAAUCAGACAUACUUGAUUGACUUUUUCCGUUCACAGUGGGAGGAUCAAGUUCGUGUGGGUCUUCAGCAGGAUGAUAUUGAAGAAGCUUCGAAGAAGACCCUAGCAGAGUUUUUUGAAAACGAAGAUAUUAUUAAUGCCUAUCAAGAUCGUCUUAUUUGGGGUACAUUGCCAGCAACUUUGGGUGAAGCAAACGAAAUCUUGGAUUCCAUUGACACGCGAGUGGAGGCCCAGCGGCAACUAGCUGUUUCGAUCGGAAAGGAUUAUGAAGAGCUUCGACAAGCGCGCCAGGCUGAAUUUGGGAUGUUGAGUGUACUUUGGAAGGCCAAAUCGGAGCUCUAUGCUCAGGCAGUUAAAGUUCGAGCGGAGAGACAACCCCUUCAGAAAGCCCAAUCCGGAAACAUCGCAGGUACACGAUUGAAGGAAAAAAUUCUUGCAGCAGGCAAUCGUCGCAAGGGUCCAGUCGAAAGGGCUAUCAAAAACUUUAACGACCGUCGAAGGCAAUACCUUACCAAAUUUAACCCCUCACAACUGUUGUUGCCAGAAAACCGGGACCUUUCAUACUCCGAUUUUCUGGCGAUGGACUUGGACGACCCCCUCUGGAAUGACGGCCACUUUUACCAUGCUCGCGCGCCGUGGGCUCUCGAUCCCAAUGUAAGGAAGGGUGUGAAAUCGGUGUUGUUCUUGGACCGAGUAGAGGAAGAAAUUGAGCUGCUUACUCAAGAACUCGAUCGGAUGAUUACUUGGGCGUAUCAGUACCGGUCCUCAAUCCUCUCCACGAUUAGUCUCUUAGAAACCGAAUCUCAAGAACCGAUUGAUAUGAAUAACCGAUUCGCUCAAAUUUUAACAAUUUUUCCCAUGAAAAGUAAACUGCGCUUGCUCCGAUCGGAACUGAAGGCACACUUACUCGCGCAUGAGAAGCUCAUGCUAUCAUGGAUGCUUGAUGUCAAAACGCUUUGGAAUCAGACUCGUAGUCGGCACACCAAGGCUAAUCAUCCUUGGUUUGAGGUGAUUAGUUCUAUCAAGGAUCGACUGACAAGUGGCAAUAUGGGGGACAUCGACGAUGCACUAGAGAAACUGAAUUUCGAGGAGAACGAGAUUGAUCGCUCGGAAGAAGAUGAACAGCAAGAUGAAAUCAAUGAGGAAGAGCAAACGGAAGAAGAGCGGCAAGAAAACGAAGCCAAUGAGGCGCUUGAUGGGGAGGAGACGGACAAUGGGCGACCUGCAGCCUCAGAGUCCCAACAAUAA